Molecule: messenger RNA, 11305 nt
Organism: Gadus morhua (Atlantic cod)
Lineage: Eukaryota; Metazoa; Chordata; Actinopteri; Gadiformes; Gadidae
Product: myomegalin
Exons: 41
Coding region: 964-8550 (2528 amino acids)
Biological process (GO): positive regulation of microtubule nucleation; regulation of Golgi organization; centrosome cycle
Cellular component (GO): Golgi apparatus; centrosome; nucleus
Molecular function (GO): molecular adaptor activity; zinc ion binding
Source: RefSeq, a predicted model, not a curated record
AUGUCUUCAUGUGGAUAAACAUUUAAGCGAAAGAAUUACCUCAUUAUAAUCAAUGAACUACUCGCUAUAACAACCGACAAACAUAAGAUGAAAAGAAAGGGUUCCUGUUACCCCCUUUCCCCCUGAAUGGUCUGCUCCGCCGAUGCAGGUCUGGUUCAGAGCAGCCACAUCGUUAUCUACCACUGAGAAUCUCCGAUAGGAAGAAUAAGCGCAGUCCAUCUGUCGGCGCGGUUGUACAGCCGAAUAAUAAUUUUCGGACGGUAGAUAUACUGACAGGAUGAGAAGCGGGGAGUUCAUCAAGUUUUUGACUGUUUGGGAUCGAACAUUAAUCGCCGUCAUGACCUGGGUACGAGCGGCUCCAGUGACCAACGAAUGAUGCAGAGGAAUUUGUAUUGCGCGUGAUAUCGGGAAAUGCGAAGUAUCUGUUUAUGAUGGAAGACAUGGAGAGGAAGACACUAUAUAACUGACCACUGACAGGACAUCUUCAUCCUAACUACAUCCGCCGUUGCUACAUGCGCCGUUGUAGGCUCUUCCUACCUAUGCUUCCUACCGCACCUGCAGAAUCUCUGAUCUCCGGACGAUCAUUAAGUCGAUGCCAAUCAACGAAUUAAUCUGCUUCUAUCUCAGAAACUGAAUUGAAUUGUAAUCAGACAGCAGGACAAAUUAUCCUAUUUAAUAUAUGAUUUGGUAAACAAGUGAUUCUUGUUGGACAUCGAUCAUACUCAUUGAUUAUUUUUUCUAACCAAAUUUUACUUUCUUAUAAUAUAACUAUUGUUUUGCCACUAUUGCCAAUUAUUAGUAAAGUAAUAUUGACUAUUAUAUAGGUAGGGAUGUUCUACAUGAGUUAAUGCAGAUGCAGGCUUGUAAUAGAUUUCAGCCGCUAUCAGAAGGAGACUGUUUACUCAGACCCGGAUAAGUACCCUCCCAUCAGCGGUGCUCUAGUUGUUUUCCUGCGCGUGUGGAAUGCUCGACCUCAAGAUGAAGGAGACCUGUCGCAUCUGUGCCCGGGAGCUCUGCGGCAACCAACGGCGAUGGAUCUUCCACCCGGCCGCCAAGCUCAACCUGCAGGUGCUGCUGUCCUACGCCCUGGGCCGCGAGCUGACGCGGGACGGCCGCGGCGAGUUCGCCUGCUCCAAGUGCAUCUUCAUGCUGGACCGCAUGUACCGCUUCGACACGGUGAUCGCCCGCGUGGAGGCGCUGUCCAUCGAGCGGCUGCACCGGCUGCUCUCGGAGAAGCACCGCCUGAGGCAGUGCGUCAGCGGCCUGUACCGCAAGACCAACGGGGACGACGGCGGCGCGGGCGACCCCGCCAACGCCGCCGCCGGCCCCUUCGACGGCAUGGUGGACAUGACGGGGCUCGGCCACGCCCAGUACUGCGCCCUGCUGCAGGAGGACCUGGUCUACUCCCCGUACGAGUCCUGGGCCGACGACGGCACGGACUGUCCCCAGCACCACCACCACGCCUCCCCCCACCCCCACCACCACUCCCAGUGCCCCGCCGCCCCGGGCUCGGAGGCGUCGGCCCCGGGCUGGCACCGCUACAUCCCGCGGACGGGCUGCCGCGGGUGCAGCCGCUGGCGGGUGGCCGACUCGGACUAUGAGGCGGUGUGCAAGGUGCCCAGGAAGCUGGCGCGGAGCAUCUCCUGCGGGCCGUCCACCCGGUACUCGGCCAGCCUGGGGGGGGGCGGGAGCACCCCCGGAGGGGCAAGAGGAGGACGAGGAGGAGGAGGAGGGGAAGCAGCCAGUCAAAACGAAGAGGAGGAAGAGGAGGAGGAGGAGGAAGGCUCAGAGGAGCCCGUCACCUCCCCCACGCUGGUGGCCGGCUCCUGGAACCCCUCCAGCGAGCGCAACUCGGACAGCGAGCGCACGCUGGCGGGAGGAGGGGCCAGCUCCCGCUGCUCGCUGGGCUCUUUGGAGCCGUCGGACGGGGACGGAGGCUCCACCCCGGGCCUCCCCCCGGACUACCCCGGCCAGCGGAGAGCCGGCUCCCUGUCGGAGCAGGAGCACCCGGGAGCCCCCCUCAGCCCGGCUCCCUCGGUAUCGGGGUUCUCCCUGGCCCUGUGCAUGCUGCACAACUGCGCCCCGUACCGACCGGUCCAGAGCCCCAAGGGCUGCAGGCUGCCCGUGCUGCUCCGACAGAGCCCGAGCAACGGAGGCCCCCGGAUGGACGCGUUUGAGCCCCCUUAUGGGGCGCCGAACGGGGAGAUGGAGAUCCAGUACCACAUGGCCGAGCUGGAAGCCCCCCUGGUUGGGCUGGGCGGGGGGAACGACAGUGGCGUGGACCUGGCGGAGAUGGGUGAUUUGUGGGAGGAUGUGUAUCACGAGUGCCCCGUCCCGAGGCCCCACCAGAGUCUGGUGGAGGAGCAGCAGAGCCAGCUGAACCAGUAUGAGUGCGCGGCCGGCCAGUGCGUCAGCGAGCUGCAGAAGGCCCAGCUCCAGGUGCACUCCCUCCAGGCCAAGAUGCAAGAGGGCGAGGCCAACAACACGAAGCUGCAGGAGAAGCUGAACGAGAUGGAGUGUGAGCUGCGCUCCAUCCGCCAGGCCGCUCAGUUCCAGGAGAGGACCAUCCAGGGCCUGACGGACUCCAUAGACACUAAAGACGGCGAGGCCCAGGAUCUGUAUCAGCUGAUCGAAGGACAGAACGCCUCUCUGUGCAAGCUGAGAGAAAUGACCCACCGUAACCAACUCACACAGGCGGAGGCCCCAGAGGGCCCCGGCAUGGUCCAGGCCAUGUCCCACCUGCAGGGUGAGCUGGUGCGGGCCCAGAGUUCCCUGUUCUCCCUGGGCCUGGAGCUGGAGACCAGCCAGAGGAGCCUGCGCCUCAGCCAGAGGCAGGGGGAGGACCUGGCCCGCUUCAAGGAGCGUCUCCACUCCGACCUGCAGGUGGCGCUGCAGCACAGAGAGGUCACUGAGAAACACAACCAGGACCUGCACAGCGACCUUCAGCGGACGCGCGCGGAGCUCCGGGAGAAGGAGGCCACCCUGAAGGAGGUGGAGGUGGUGAGGCAGGCGGAGGCGCUGGAGAGAGAGCGGAGCCUCAACGCGCUGCAACACUCACUGCAGGCAAAGGACAGGCAGCUGCAGGAGUACUCUGAGAUGCUGGAGUCCCCAGAACCCUCCAAACCCAGGGACGCACUCUUAGAGAAACUACGAGAGCGCAUUAAAGAGCGAGACAGAGCUCUGGAGCGCUCCAUCGACGAGAAGUUCCGCUGCCUGGAGGAGCGCGAGGGCCAGGUCAGCCGGCUCCAGCUGGCCCUCCGGGAGAAGGAGCGCGACCUGGAGCGCCUGCGCUGCAUCCUGUCCAACAACGACGAGACCAUCACGAGUCUGGACUCCCUGGUGCGAGGCAAGGACCUGGAACUGGAGCAGGCGUCGGAGGCCUACAGGAGCCUGCAGUGGCUGCAGCAGCAGAGCCAGGAGAAGGAGGGCAAGGCUCUCCGAGAGAAGGACACGGCCAUCAGCCAGCUGCAGGCCGCCCUGCAGACACGCAGCCAGGAGGCGCAGGAGCUGCGCGCCUCCCUGCUGGCCCGGGUCCAGGCGGGUCCCGUUGAGGUGGUGGAGGACCUGAAGUCCCGCCUGGCCCUGAAGGACCAGCUGUUCCAGGAGCUGCUGUCGGACCGCAGCCUCCAGUCCCACCAGCACCAGGCUCAGCUCCAGGACCUGCUCAACACCGUCGGCUCCAAGGACCAGUACCUCCAGGACUGCUCUGAUAGGCUCUCCCAGGUGAUUGGCGAACGAACCAGCCAAUUGCAGGAGCUCCGCAAGCAGCUGUCCACGAGAGACCGGGAGCUGUGCGAGCUCAGGCGGGAGAGAGAGAGGGAGCUGGGAGGAGAGACUGAGCGGCUGCAGAGUCUGCUGAAAGAGAAAGAGGCCUUCAUUAAAGAGCUGAUGCAGGGCCAGGAGGAGGCCAUGGAGACCUCGUCAAAGGAGGGCGAGGAGGAGAGGAGGGCCGUGCAGGAGGAGCUGCAGCUGGUGCUCCAGAGGGAGAAUGAGGCGCAGAGAGAGAUCUCUGCGUUACAAGAGGCCUUAGCUGAGGCCCAGCAACAGGCCCAUGAAGCCAUAGAGGGCACCGAUCACCAUCAUAUCCUCCAGCAGCUGCAGUCAGAGUACUACGACCUGAAUGAUGCCCUGCGAACAGAGAAGGCGCUGUACCAGAGCCUCAGCCACAAACACAGCAGAGGAGACAGCAGCUCAGAGAAGACCCAGGCUUUGCACACAGAGCUAGACUCUGUGCAGGCGCUCCGUGGACAGCUCGAGGAGGUCCUGGCCAGGACCCGGGGCAUGGCCCUGGCACUGGAGAGGGCUGCUGAAGCGCGCUCUGAUUUUGGAGAGCUCAGCACUGAGGAAGAGGAGGGCGACGAAGAGGGCAGCAGUGAUGAGUUCAGUGACAGCAUUGAGGACGACGAUGUGAAAGUGACGGCCAAAAGCCUCGGCUCUGCUCAGGGGGCGCCGACCGCGGCAGCGCUCCAUCCCGGGGGGCCGUCGCCCCUGGAGACGGGGGCUCACAGCCAGCAGGUUCAGCGGUUGGAGGAAGCCAAGAAGACGCUGGAAGGGGAGCUCCAGGUCAUCCACUCCCAGCUGGAGAAGGAUGGCUACUCGUCCCUGGCUCAGAUGAGGAGCACGCUGCUGGGCCUACAGCAGGAGAUCCAGGCCCUGAAGGGGAGCCGGGGGGCCGCGGGGGCCGGGGACCCUGCAGGGUCGCCCUGCUGGUCUGCAGGGGGCUAUGACGAGCGGGAGGAGGAGGAGGAGGAGGUGGAGGAGGAGCGGGGAGAGGAGCCUCAGGCCGUGGCAGGAGGGGGUGGAGCGCCGGGUGUGAGGAGCCCGGCGGGCCGAGAGGCCACAAAGCCCACCCGGCCCAAAUCUCUAGCCCUGGAGACCCUGCUGUCCCAGUACCAGCCCAGCCAGCGGGAGCAGGAGGCGAAGGCUGCCGGGGGUCCGAGAGGUGAGGAGGUGGGGGGCUCCUUCUGGGAGCUGGUGGAGGAGGGUCUGCGGGAGCAGGCGGCCGGGCUUCGCUCGGACCUGACCCAGAGCCGGCAGCAGAACCGCGAGCUGCAGGAGAGGCUGAUGGUGUCUGAGGCCACGGUGCAGGCCCAGGCCGAGCAGCUGAAGGACUACCGGGAGCUGCUCACGGAGACGGCGGUGCAGCAGGCCAGUAAGCAGGUGCAGGUGGACCUCCAGGACCUGGGCUACGAGACCUCCGGCCGCAGCGAGAACGAGGCCGAGCGGGAGGACGCCAGCAGCCCAGAGUUUGAUGACCUGGAGAUGUGCACCUCCCUCUCCCACCACACAGACUACGAGGUGGGGAGUGGUGGAGGCGGGGGCGGGGGUGGCUGGUACGCCGGAGACCACCGCCACGGCGGCGCCGGCGAAGACGACGAUGGCCGCGGCGGGGAGGGUUAUGAGGGCCUGGAGGAGGAGGAAGAGGAAGAGGAGGAGCUAGAGGAGGAGGAGGAGGAGCUAGAGGAGCAGGGGAAGGGGUCCGUCAGACACCUGGUGCAGGACCUGCGGGCCCAGCUGACCCGCUGUCACAAGGUGAUCCGCGGGCUGCAGCUGCGCGUGCGCUCCCUGUCCACCACCAGCGACUACGCCUCCAGCCUGGAGCGCACGCCCCGCAAGCAGGUGAACUGGGCCUUCGAGGCGUCCCCGGCCCACGACGGCGGGGAGGACGACGAGGGCUGGGGGUCGGACACGCUGGCCCCCCGGCCCCGGCCCAGGCCCAGCAGGGAGCUGCGGGAGCUGGUGUCCCGCGUGGCCUCGCUGGAGGCCAAGCUGAAGAGCUCCAGGCUGGAGGCCAAGGGCCAGGGCGAGGAGGGGAAGGGUGCCACCUGGCCUGGGAAGUACAACACCCUGAUCCAGGCGCAGGCCCGAGAGCUGUCCCACCUCAGGCAGAGGAUGAGGGAGGGCCGGGGCGUCUGCCACAUCCUCACCCAGCACCUCGGGGACACCACCAAGGCCUUUGAGGAGCUGCUGCGGGCCAACGACAUCGACUACUACAUGGGCCAGAGCUACCGAGAGCAGCUGGCCCAGAGCACGUCGCUGGCCCAGAGGGUGGCCACCAAGAUCAGCGGACGAGAUCGAGCAGAGGGUCAUGAUGAUAAGACAGGCCACGAGUUGCUGGCCUUAAGGCUCAGCAAGGAGCUCCAGCAGAAGGACCAGAUCAUCGAGUCCCUCCACACCAAGCUGCAGCGGCGGGCCGAGACCCCGUCCAGCUGCCACGCCCUCUCGGAGACCUCGGACCAGACGGACCGCACCUCCCUGGUGUCGGACGAGUGCCGCACCAACGAGGACCUGGAGCUGUGCUCGGAGCUGGACGCCAGCGAGUACCAGGACCAGCUCCGCCAGGAGCCCGCCCUGGGCCCCCACAGAGGAGUGGGUCCAUCUCUCCCUUCGCCUCGCGGGCUCAAGUCCUGCAGCAGCUGUCCCAACAUGCUCUCCUCCCCCCCUCUGGGCGCUGCCUCUCAGCCCGCCAGAGCCCCCCCCACCGGCCCCGUCUCCUGCUCCCUCCCCAGCCCGUACGGCCCUGACCUCUGGGGUCAGCGGGUCACCUUUGACCCCCGCCCCAGGGCGGUGUCGGUGAAUGCUGUUCGGCAAGAGCUGGACAUAAUGUACAGGCAGAUGUAUGGGCAGCCCCAGGGCUUCAGGGCGUCUCUGUCCCCGCUGCCGCCGCUCGGGGCCCUCGACCGCCACCCCCUGGCCUACAGCCCGCUCUCCCACCACGCCUACCAGCCCUACCCGCUGGGCCGCCUGCCCCAGAGCCACUCCCUCAAGUCGGACUCGGGGCUGCUGACGGGCGGGGCGCUGUGGGACAUGGAGAACGUGGCGCCGUCCAUGCAGGCGGGCUACGCCGGAGCCUCAGCGUACCACGCCGACGGCAGCCACGCCGGAGCGGACCUGAUGGAGGAGCACCUGAGGGAGGUGAGGUGUCUGCGCCAGCGCCUGGAGGAGUCCAUCAGGACCAACGAGAGGCUGAGGCAGCAGCUGGAGGAGAGGCUGGCCUCCCCCGGCCGAGAGGGAGGGGCGUCCACUAACAUCUACAUCCAGGGGCUGGACUCUGUCACCCAGCUGUCCAACGAGAUCCGGACCGUGAAGGAAGAGAACCUGGCGCUACAGUCCCGCCUGCAGGCCAGCUCAGACGCGUGUGAGGAGGCGGCCCGACUGAGGGAGGCAGUGCUGGCGGGCCACGCCCGUCUGAAGCAGGCGGAGCACGAGGCGGAGCAGUGGAAGGAGGAGCUGAGGCGGCUGCAGAGCCACAGCCAGGAGCAGGGCGUCCAGAUCCACAGCCUGAGGCAGGAGAGGCAGGCCGCGCUGGAGAACAGCAACAGGCUGCAGCACGAGGCGUCCCUCCUGCAGCAGCAGCUGUGCGAGAGCAGGGAGCUGAUGCACUCCCUGCAGAGUGAGCUCCAUGUGUACGACCGCGUGUGUGGCAGCACCAGGGCCGGCCAAGGCUUCCUGUCGGGGGGGCCGGCGCUGCCCCUGGAGCUGGGCGAGCUGCUGGGGGAGGUGAGGAGCCUGCGCGCGCAGCUCCAGAGCAGCGUGCAGGAGAGCAGCGCCCUCAAGCAGCUGGAGCUCCACAAGCAGCUGGAGCAGAAGCUGGGCCUGGGCUCGCCGCGCACGCCCUCCCUGUCGACCCUCACCGCCAGCCCCCAGAGGGACAGCUUCUACCGCCGGCAGCUGCUGCACGACCCGGCUCCGUCCCCUCCCGUCCGGGACAUCGGUCUGUUUAACUGUGGCUCCCCGUACGGGCCGUACUCAGACCUGGACGACAGCCACAGCACUGCCAACGCUCCACUGCCCCUGCUAGAGGAGCCCUUUGACCCUCACUCAGAGCUGGAGGGCGACGCCCCCGACGGCUCCUUCGCCAAUCGGAACGGCCGCCACGCCAUCGGCCACGUGGACGACUUCAGUGCCCUGCAGCAGCAGGUGCUGGAGGGGCGGAGCCUCGUCCAGCGCAUGGAGACGGCUCUGCAGGCCUGCCUCAGCCAACCGCCGCUGCCGGGCAACCAGGAGCCGAGCCACGAGCUGGCGCUGGACUUCGGCUGCAUCAAGAGCCUCCUGUCCAACACCAAGACUCUGAGGCAGAUCCACGAGGAGGCGCUCUCGCUGCUCAAGAUGUUCUGGAGGGCGGCUCUGCCCGGCAACGACCGCUCCCCCCUCGGCCUGAAAAAGGAGCAGGCCAUGCAGGAGGAGAUCCUGUCCCUGAGGCUGCGCAUGUCGGAGCAGGAGGAGGUGCUGCAGGGAACCAUCCAGAGGCUGAGGAGCACCAACCGCACCAAGGAGCACAUGGAGCUCUACAUCGUCAACCAGCUGUCGAGGACUCGUGAUGUGAUAAAGAAAGCAAGGACUAACUUGGAGAAGAAUGAGCAGAGGCUAUCCUCUCUAAGCCCCGCCUCUUCCACUCCUUCUGCUGCUGCGGACCCUAGACCUGCUGGCAGAGAGAGGCGCCAUGAUUGGAGUUUCCUGAAGACCGGCGUUGCCGUGGCUACAACCAAUCAGCGCCCAGUGGCUAGAAAACGCAGCAGCCAAUGCCUUCUUGAGACUCUGACUUAUUAAAAGACAACCAGCCUCAACGCUAGCGACCUCUGAACACCCCCUGCCCUCCCUAUAAGAACAGCCAAGGCCCCCCUCCCUCCCCCCCUCCUCCCUCCACCUCCGGCCUUACCUCACCCCAUCAACCUCUCCUCCCCAUCCUCCCUAAACACCCAGACGAUCUUUAGAGUGCCUCCAUGCCUCUCACUCAACCCCCCCACACUACCACCUGUCCAGCCAUUAUAUUUGCAACUUGAGCCAUAUCCACACCCCAACCCCCUCCCCCCUCUGUCCACCCCCCACCCGUCCAACAACCGUACAUCUAUUAUUGUCUUUGUGUGAAAAAUUCUAGUUUGCAUUGUUGUGAGAGUAACAGAUGGUCUUUGCGAUGUGCCUCCGGUGGUUUCAGUGGCGUACGUCCUAGGCUGAUGCGGAUGAAGGUAGUGGGAGGGUUGUACCCUCCGAUCUGGUCUGGAGCCAGGUGUUUUUGGUACUUUGGUUUUUUUGAAAGCCAUGUCUAAAAGCCAUGCUGGUGUCAGAUCUGUGUCGAAGGGCAUCCUCUCCUACCAGCCAGACAGCCGUUGGAUGAGAAAAGGGUUAAUGCAUGUUUACUCAUGGCUUGUUGGAAGGAUUUUUUACGUACACACACUCACAAGUAAAUACACACAUACAUGAAAUACCUGUGCAAACAUGACAACAUAUGAUCACUCAAUCGAAACACAAAAAAAUUGGACCUCAACUUUUUACUGCCACAAAAAUGCAAGUUUACUUCUUGUGGCGAUUUCCUUAAUGAAGACAUUUUUGCCAGUACAAUGCAAAAAACAUUUAAACCUACAAUGUAUCACUGAACACGUGAAGGAAUGUACACAGUUGUGCACUGCUGAGCUCAGUAUUUGUGUACUAGCUGAAUUAAUAUAUGGUGAGGGCUGAUGAAUGUUUUACUUUUUAGCCAUUAGCCAAGUGUUCUCCUUGAGAACCAAGUAAUGGUUCCAUUUUGGUCCCUAGCCAUCUCUCUUUGUGGCCAAAACAUGAAUCCAUUGCCAGAUUUGAACUCAUAUCCCAGCUAUGAUGGUGUUUGUCCAUCUGCCUGGUAAAAAUUGGUAAACUUGUUUUGUUUGGACUAGGCCUUAAGGUUAAGGGCCGAAAUGGAACCGGAUCGAACCAGUAUUCAAUCUCCACCGAAAGGAGUCCUCAUUCGAGCAUGUGCAAUACUAACGUUUAUCGAAUGAACAAGAAAAAAAGAACAGUUUGCUGUUUUGAUUUGCUAUAUCUUAGCCUGACACUGAAACGUAUUUAUUUAUACACAUGAUAAUGUUAAGACAAACACCCGUGCAAUAUUGUACGACUCUCUGUCGCUGUGUUUUAUUCUGCAGUGAUGACCGCAUGACCGUUUUCUUUUGGAGAGUAACAUACCACAUAUUGAAUUGUGGAGCAGGGGAGCACCGUGGCUUGCCAAAGUUUGAACUAUAAACUCCUUAAUUUCAUUUGAUUUGCCUUAACCAUGUGAAGGACAAACACGAGUCGUACCAGACUAUAGGAAGUGAGACUAUUGCUAAAACCUGAUGACAUUUUUGUCUUCUUACAGAACCACAGAGAGGGUAACCGUUGAAAAAGAAAAGAAAAGCUGCAUGAGUUCAAUGAGAACUAUGUGACAGAAACUUGCUCCUUUAAUGGACCAAAGCUUGACAAAGUAUUUGUAGUUAUUGUUGCGUUUCCAUGGCAAUGGCAAAAGAUGUUAAGCUGUUCUAAUAAGUUUUACAAACUUUGGCAUGCUACAGGUGGGACCAUUGUUCUAGUGCUGGUUUAGUGGUAUCAGCUGUGUUGUUGCAGUGUGCUUAGAUGUGUGAUCUCGCUGUACAUUGUUAUUGCUAUUGUUUUGCUGUAAGAUAGCUGCUUUUGUUGCCUUCGUUAUGAUUUUAAAGUUUGCAGUUUGGAAAAAAUCAAUGCCAAACUUUGCUUCGUGCAAAGUGUAAUACCUGGGUAGCUGUGCAAUAGCUUUACGACACACCUGCUUUUAUUUGAUGUUAAACAUCAAUGUUUUAAGAAUAUGUUUGAGUGUAUUCACUUCUAUGAUUUGUAUGGUUUGUUAGGAAUGUAUGUUAAGAGAAUUGUGGCUUUUUAAAAUAAAUCCUCACAUAGGCUGUAUCACAUGCGAUCACGAUCCAUGCCUUGAUGUAAUGCCCCUUGAUCACAGUAUUAACGGAAACAUAACAAGAGGGCAGUGUUGCUUCGCUUGCCUUUAGCUUGAGUCUCGUUUGCACAAGAUGCAAAUGUAGGAAAUGGCCUUGAACUAGAGCUUUAUGUUUAUCUUAGACAUAAAACUCUGCAAAAAUAGGUCUUGUCUGUGCUCCGUCAGUUUACCCUAACCCUACUUAUAGAAAAGGAUAUGAGUAAAUUACCAAAUAUUUAAACAUAAAAUGUGAAUUGUUAUUUGGUGGAAGGUAAAACCAUUAAGAGAUUCAAAGAAUCUAUCGAUUCAUGUUUCGACCAGUGUUUUUAAAGAUUCGGUCUCCACCUUUUUAGAGCGUAAACAAUGCCUUUUUGAUAGUUUGUUUAGAGGGAAACGUAACGGCGUAUGAAACAGUGUAUUGAUAGUUCUGUUUGUAUAUAGUACUUUUGACUGAUGUGAUUGGAAAGCAGCUUUGUUUUUGUAGAAAGAAAGAGAACUAGAAUUGCCGAGACAGGACUUUGGGUCGGUCUCUGAUGACAGUAACAGUGUGUUGUGUUUACGCAUCAUGAAAGGUUUUCUGAAGAAAUAAAUAAAACAAAAGUGAAAUGA